Pieris napi is the source of this 693-nucleotide messenger RNA. RefSeq names its product NADH dehydrogenase [ubiquinone] 1 alpha subcomplex subunit 5 (gene ND-13B). The transcript is spliced from 3 exons. The record is from RefSeq and is a predicted model, not a curated record. Gene Ontology annotation, biological process: respiratory electron transport chain. The coding region runs from base 145 to 501 and encodes 118 amino acids. Lineage: Eukaryota; Metazoa; Arthropoda; Insecta; Lepidoptera; Pieridae.
ACGUUCAGACUUCAGUCAUCUGUCAUCCUCAUCUGUGAUUUAAUCUGACAAUUUUUUUAUUUUGAAAAGCGGAAAUAAUUUUCAGUGCUUUUUCUUCUAAGCAGCUUUAAUUUAUGGUAUUAGGCAGAAUUUCUGAAGAUAAAAAUGGGAUUGAUAAAAAAGACAACAGGGCUAAUGGGCCUAGCUGUAAAUCCAAAUCCUCAUCACACUUUGGGCGCAUUGUAUGGUAAAAUAUUAAGAACUUUGCAAAAAAUGCCCGAACAAUCAGUCUACAGGAAAUAUACAGAACAAAUUGUCAAAGAAAGAGCAGCAGUCCUUCAACAGACAAAAGACAGUUAUGAAAUCGAAAAUAAAAUUAAUUGUGGUCAAGCCGAAGAAUUAAUUAUACAAGCGGAAAAUGAGUUGAAUUUAGCUCGAAAAAUGUUAAAUUGGAAGCCAUGGGAACCUCUUGUUGCCAAACCUCCUAAGGGUCAAUGGGAUUGGCCACCAUCUAAAGCCUAAUUUUAGCUAGGAAAACUUAAUUAGUUUUCAUUUAAAAAGCAUUAAUCAGUAAAUAGUUGAGUGUUAAUAUAGUUCAACAACUAAUCUCUGGUCAGAGACUAGUUGUAUUAUGUUAUUUAAUAUCUUUCCCAACUAACAUUCUAGGUCCUUGAUUGAAAUAUAUUGUUAGAAUAAAACCAUCCUGUAGAAGUC